GGGGUUCCUAUAAAAGCGAAAACCGUUCGACGCACCGCAUUUCAGAUUGACCACAGCGUGAAGAACGUUUGUGUUUUCUAAUAGUUCAAGUAAUUUUUAUAACACACAACAAAAAUGAGGGAAAUUGUACACAUCCAAGCCGGACAAUGCGGAAACCAGAUUGGAGCCAAAUUCUGGGAAAUCAUCUCCGACGAACACGGUAUCGACCCCACCGGAGCAUACCACGGAGACUCCGAUCUUCAAUUAGAAAGAAUCAACGUAUACUACAAUGAAGCCUCCGGUGGCAAAUACGUGCCAAGAGCUAUCUUGGUCGAUUUGGAACCCGGUACCAUGGACUCUGUCCGUUCCGGACCUUUCGGACAAAUUUUCCGCCCAGACAACUUUGUCUUUGGACAAUCCGGCGCCGGUAACAACUGGGCCAAAGGUCACUACACAGAAGGAGCUGAAUUAGUCGACUCAGUAUUAGAUGUUGUAAGGAAAGAAGCCGAGUCUUGCGAUUGCUUGCAAGGAUUCCAACUUACACACUCCCUUGGAGGUGGUACCGGUUCUGGUAUGGGAACCCUGCUCAUCUCCAAAAUCAGAGAAGAAUACCCCGACAGAAUCAUGAACACAUACUCAGUUGUCCCCUCACCCAAAGUAUCAGACACCGUAGUCGAACCUUACAACGCCACCCUCUCCGUACAUCAACUUGUAGAAAACACAGAUGAAACCUACUGUAUCGAUAAUGAAGCUCUCUAUGACAUCUGCUUCAGAACCUUGAAACUCACCACCCCAACAUACGGAGAUUUGAACCAUCUAGUCUCUCUGACAAUGUCUGGAGUCACCACCUGUCUUAGGUUCCCUGGUCAAUUGAACGCCGAUUUGCGUAAGUUGGCCGUCAACAUGGUACCUUUCCCACGUCUGCACUUCUUCAUGCCCGGUUUCGCUCCACUUACAUCCCGCGGAAGUCAACAAUACAGAGCUUUAACAGUACCAGAACUUACCCAGCAAAUGUUCGACGCCAAGAACAUGAUGGCCGCCUGUGAUCCCAGACACGGCCGUUACUUGACCGUCGCCGCCGUCUUCAGAGGCAGGAUGUCGAUGAAGGAAGUGGAUGAACAAAUGCUCAACAUCCAAAACAAGAACAGCAGCUACUUCGUCGAAUGGAUUCCCAACAACGUUAAGACUGCCGUCUGUGACAUACCACCAAGAGGGUUGAAAAUGUCCGCCACCUUCAUCGGUAACUCCACCGCCAUCCAGGAAUUGUUUAAGAGAAUCUCCGAACAAUUCACUGCUAUGUUCAGGCGUAAGGCUUUCUUGCAUUGGUACACCGGAGAAGGUAUGGACGAAAUGGAAUUCACUGAAGCUGAAUCCAACAUGAACGAUUUGGUAUCUGAAUACCAACAGUACCAAGAAGCCACCGCCGACGAAGAUGCCGAGUUCGAUGAAGAACAAGAAGCCGAAGUUGACGAAAACUAAUUUUAAAGACAGAGAUCUGAAAUCGCUUAAAAGAUGUUUUUAUUAUUUUGUAUUACUACGCAGUUUUUUGUACAGUCUUUACAUUCCGAUUUGUAAAUUCGAAUACAUUACUUAACUUAUUCAAGACUGACUUUUUGUUGCUAUCCAGUGUUUUUGAUCAUUUCUAUUAACGUGUUUUUGCAUAUUUUGUUUUUAAGGAAAUAGGCAUUAAAACCUGCUGCCAUUCAUUAUUUACAAAUAGCAUUUUAUUCGCC
Molecule: messenger RNA, 1712 nt
Organism: Brassicogethes aeneus
Lineage: Eukaryota; Metazoa; Arthropoda; Insecta; Coleoptera; Nitidulidae
Source: the annotation of a GenBank genome assembly